Saprolegnia parasitica CBS 223.65 is the source of this 425-nucleotide messenger RNA. RefSeq lists its product as hypothetical. Bases 35 to 379 code for a protein of 114 amino acids. NCBI's taxonomy places the organism in Eukaryota, Oomycota, Saprolegniomycetes, Saprolegniales, Saprolegniaceae. The record is from RefSeq and is a predicted model, not a curated record. The transcript has a single exon.
GCCUCGUCCCGCGCACCUCCCAACGAACAGGAAGAUGCUCGGCGGUUUCUACGCGCACACGAUCAGCGAGACCCAGCGCACAACGCCCAAGGAGCGCCUCACGCAGCGCCACGGGCCCGAGGGCCGCCUCCGCACGGGCACGACCGACUCGAACGACUCGUCCAUGCACACGCACGGCUCAGGCCCGGACGCGAUCUACUACGAGUACAAGCCGUCCUUCCGCUUCUGCCUCGACACGAUGGUCGUCGACCUCAUCAAGAGCGUCGACGGCGCCAAGCACGUCGCGUCGCCCGAGAAGCCGCGCCGCGUCCACCACGAAGCAGUCGACCUCCAAAAGCCGGUGAUGCGCAUGGCGUACGCGGGCGGUAUCUUCACGUAGACUCUAUCCGACGUCUUAUAUUUAUGUAAAUUAAAACCAUCCUCCG